Tribolium castaneum (red flour beetle) is the source of this 6692-nucleotide messenger RNA. RefSeq lists its product as uncharacterized. NCBI's taxonomy places the organism in Eukaryota, Metazoa, Arthropoda, Insecta, Coleoptera, Tenebrionidae. Gene Ontology annotation, molecular function: ATP binding; beta-catenin binding; microtubule binding. Gene Ontology annotation, cellular component: catenin complex; beta-catenin destruction complex; cytoplasmic microtubule. The record is from RefSeq and is a predicted model, not a curated record. The coding region runs from base 136 to 6555 and encodes 2139 amino acids. The transcript is spliced from 15 exons. Gene Ontology annotation, biological process: regulation of cell differentiation; microtubule-based movement; positive regulation of protein catabolic process.
GACCAACAUGGUCACCAACUGUUAGAAACGUCAAACAUGUCACGACGGGAGUGCAAUUGUAUGUGAAAAAAGUGUUUUUUUGGAUUAAAAACUCCGUCAGUUCUUUUGGGAUUUAAUUUUCAUCAAACACGAUGGAUGUUCGUGAUGUCUUUGCCGGUGUCGCAAUAUGAGGCUUUGCUGGCGGAAGUGCGCGGUUUGAGACGUAAAGCUCAACGCGUACAACAGCUGGCGACACCUCUUCUAUCGAAUUUUUCUUCCAGUGACUGUCAUCAUCAGAAUGACGCAGUAAAAUUGUGUACUUCCCACGACAUGGAGCCUCUACUCACCUCAUCGUCAACAAAUUGCGAUGAUGAGCCAUGGCCAACCUUGGAGCCCAUCACCAAAACGUCGCUCGAAGUCAGCAGUGUGAUGAGUUUCGCAUCGAGUUCUGGUGGUGGUGGUCUUCUUCUGGGAAGUCCCAGUUUAUCACGUCGUUCCUCCCAACAAUUAGAAGCCAAAGUUGAUAUGGUUUAUAGUCUUUUAGCAAUGUUAAGUGGGCAAGAACAUGCCGAUAUGGGUGAAACACUUCUAGCAUUAAGUACAAACCCAGAAAGUUGUCUAGCAAUGCGUCAAUCGGGUUGUAUACCAUUAUUAGUACAAAUGGUCCAAUCAGAUCGCGAGCCAGAAACAAGAACAAAAGCUGCACAGGCUCUUCAUAAUUUAGUGCAUUCACAGCAGGACGAAAAAGUGAAAAAACGUGAAGUUCGCGUUUUUAAAUUAUUAGAACACACUAGGGGCUACACUGAUGCGGUAAGAGCGCACAAAGAGAGCGAAUUUGAGUCCGAAGAGGAGGACAAACAUCCGGUACAGACUGUUGCACAUUUGAUGAAAUUGUCAUUUGAUGAAUUGCACAGACAAGCGAUUUGUACCUUGGGUGGGAUUCAUACGAUUGCCAGCUUGGUUGAGGCGGAACAUUCGUAUCAUGGAAGUAUUACAACGGAACCACACUGUAUUUUAAUGCGUCGUUACGCCUGUAUGGCUUUGACAAAUCUAACUUUUGGUGAUAGUGGCAAUAAGGCGUUACUCUGUUCGUAUCGUGAAUUUAUGAGGGCUUUAGUGGUCCAAUUACAAAGUCCUAGCGAUGAAUUACGACAGGUGACAGCGAGUGUUUUACGUAAUUUAUCAUGGCGUGCCGAUUCCACAAGCAAGGAAAUUCUACGUGAAGUUGGCAGUGUUAGCGGUUUAAUGAAAUCAGCAAUGUUGGACAACAAAGAAAACACUUUAAAAUCGAUUCUGUCGGCUUUAUGGAACCUAUCGGCACAUUGUACCGAAAACAAGAGCGAGAUUUGUUCGGUAGAGGGCGCUCUUGCAUUCCUCGUCAAUACACUAACUUACAAAACCCCCUCAAAAUCGCUUGCAAUUAUUGAAAAUUCUGGCGGUAUUUUACGCAAUAUUUCGAGUCAAAUAGCCGUUCGUGAUGAUUAUCGUGAGAUUUUACGGCGUCAUAAUUGUCUGCAGAUACUUCUCGACCAAUUAAAAUCGCCAAGUUUGACAAUUGUUAGUAACGCUUGUGGUACAUUGUGGAAUCUUUCGGCUAAAUGUUACACCGAUCAAGAGUUGCUAUGGCAAAUGGGGGCGCCAGCAAUGCUUCGAAGUCUCAACCAUUCCAAACAUAAAAUGAUUGCGAUGGGAUCAAGUGCGGCUUUGAAAAAUCUACUAAGUGCAAAACCAACUCAAUUGUUACCAAGUGUGAUGGAUUCAACAGCGUUGGCUAUGGAUUUGCCAGCAUUGCCAACGUUAGGUGCCCGUAAACAAAAAGCACUAUUACAUGAUUUAGAUCAGGCGUUACUUUCGGAAACUUUCGAUAAUUUAGAAAAGGAAUCGCCAAAGAAAUGUAGUGACAAUUUUUGUAGUUUAAGUGAGGCGAGUACAAGUUAUGAGACGAGAAAAAAUCUAAGUUUACCGUAUUUUGACGAGUCGAGUAACGAUUUAAAUGUUGGUAAAUGUUUUAUGAAGAAAAUCGAAAAUAAGUUGAAUGUUUGUUCGGAUUCGGGAUUGCAAAGUUUCGAAGUUGAUUCAGGUUCGUCCAGUUCGUUAGACAAUGAUAAAUGUAAACGAGACGAUGAGAAAGAUCAUUGUUCCAUUGAAGAUGUUUCCGAUUCGGAUAAUCAAGUUUGUGACGAUUUAAGUUUUAUGGGUCUUACGGUUCGACGAGAAUUGGAAACAACGCACAUUUCACCGAAAUUCAAGUCACCACCGAAUGUGACAAUGUUUGAGGGUGAUAUUGACGAAAUUGACAUACACGAUAUUUCCAUACAUUUUGAGGAAAAACAGGACACCGAAAAUGAGAAGAAAAUCGAAAUGUCUUCUAACAAACAAAAGACGAACAACAGUGGUAUACCACUACCGAAAAGUCUCCCCCCCCGUCCUAGACAAGAGCCAAUCGAUUCACCACCACUGUUACUUGAUACACCAAAGAAAAUCAAUCGUUUAGCAUCGGCUUUACCACGACCUCAGACGACGAGUACACCGAUUACAAGCAGUGAAGCCACAAAAGUUGAAAAUAUCGACGACAGGUCUGGCGAGAUGGACGAAUUUCCAUUUUUGAAUCACAAAGACGAACGUGAUCGUCUUUUGGAACGCAGUUGUGAGGAAAACAAUCCAAUGGAUAAUCGAAUGCUGGAUCCGGACGCUAUGAUUCAAUCGCUUGAUCGUUUUACAGCCGAAUUAGUGUCACAAGCCUCGCAUCUUCAAAGCGAUGAAAAAUACAAAGACAAUACUUGGAAUGAAGACACAUCACCGAAUGAAGUAACAUUUCCAAGUAUUUCCGGUAGUGCCCCGAAUGUUAUCACAUUCGAAUCGGACGACAUCGGGGAAAAACCAAUUGAAUCAAAUGAUUUUUCAUCAGUUAGUACAAUGACCGAAUCAACUUUGAUCGCAAUCGAAGCAAGUAAAAUGGCAACAGUGUUUAAAAACGAAGCUGAAAUGUCGUCAAGUACCACUUGGCUCGAAUUGGAUAGCGUACAACCGCCGAGUUUACUCGAAUCGUUUAAUUCCGAUGUGGGUAAAAGUCCGAAAUUGACAACGCGGAAAAAAUCGUUUAGUUUGGUGCGGCGUGCGUUGAGUAAUUCCCAGAAUUCGGAUAGUUUACUAGAUCAGGGGAAUCCCUUAGAAUUGGAUACGACAUUUCCCGAGUUUGUUAUCAACGGUUCGAUUAAUUGUAAUGUGAUGACGUCCAAAUUGACCGAUUUGGAUAAUAUUAAUCCACCGUCGUUGUUUAACGAAAUUACAGAUCUCUGUAAUUCGCUUAGUGACAUAGCAACGGAAGCUAUCGGAAGCGAAACUGAAAUUUUUGAAGAUUGCCAAACACAUAUUGACGAUGUUACGGAAUUUUCCGAUGCUAAUAGUGCCACUCCAAUACAAUCGGAUCCAAGUAGUCCGGAAAUUACACCAAAGAAAAACAAAACAAUCAAAAAACCAAUGACGUUGAAAGAGAAAAGACACUUAGCCAAAGAUCGAUAUAAAACUUAUACAGUGGCAGCUGAGAUGUUUUCACAAUUAGAGGACGAAACAAGUGACUAUCAGUCAACAGUUGAAGAACCCAAAAGUAAAUCAAGUAUUCGGAAAAAUUUCCUCCAGAAACGACUAGAAAAUAGUGAUCGUUUUAAGACACAAAUUUUAAGUCCAAGUCCUGAGUUGCAUUCAAUUGUGGCAAAGGAAGCAAAUCUAGUUUUAAAAAAUCUACAAGCGACAAAAACAAGUGACGAAUUACUUGAUUGUGAGACUUUGAGUUUGGUUUCAAACGACGAUGAUUCCGAACAGAGUUCGGUGAAUUACCGAACCUAUCACAAAAGUUGGGGUUUGAAAAAAAAUAAUAUCCCAGUGAUUGAAGCGAGCACGAAACCAAAAAUUGUCAAACCUUCUGAAGAUGACGUCCAGGUGUCUCCACCACCACCAGCGCCUCCGAAAGCAAUCCGCGGUCGUCGCAAACCACUCUACUCGAAACCGGCUCCCAAGUCACUGAAACCGUCGAAUCUUGUCCGAAAUAUAACAACUUCGAUGAAAACAACCGGCAAACCAGUUAAGCCGAAGUUGGAGCGUCAAGGGACAUUCACGAAAGAAGAGACGACGAGUGCGAAAAUUUCGAAAAUUCCGUCGAAAAUUCCAGCUAGGAAUUUUGGACGAUCGACGAGUGCGGAAAGUGCAAAGCGAGUGCAAAGCGCAAGUAGUGGGAAAAGGGCGUCGUUACCGCAGCCGGUGCCAAAAAGUGCGAGUAAUGCAACAAAGAAGCAAGUGACGAGUAAAAUUGCCAGUAUUUGGAAGAAGAUUGAAGAAAGUAAGAAGCAACAGCCAGUGAAGACGGCCGAUACGAGGGUUUGGAUUGAGGCGAAAGGCGGCUGUGGAAGUGGGGGCGGAGUCGCGAUGAGGGGGACGAAGCGUGAAGGGGAUGAAGGGGGGAAGAGGGUGUCAAGGUUGGGCUCGUUUAUUGUUAUGGACGAUGGGGGGGAGCAGAAUCAAAAUGAAGCCGUUCAAGUGAUUGUCCGUUGUCGGCCUAUGAACUCGCAAGAGAAACAAGCCGAUUGUAAUCGUGUUGUUAACGUUUACUCAAAUCGGGGUGUCAUUGAGGUUGAAAACCCCAAAGCUAGGAGUGAAAAUGAACGUAAGAAAAUCUUUACAUAUGACGCUGUUUACGACUGGAAUGCAUCUCAACAGUGUCUUUACGACGAGACAGUGCGUCCUCUUGUCUCGUCAGUCCUUGAAGGUUACAACGGUUGUGUGUUUGCUUAUGGUCAAACUGGCACUGGGAAGACAUACACCAUGGAAGGACUUGACUGUGAGGAACAAUGGGGUGUUAUCCCAAGAGCCUUCCAGCAAAUUUGGACUCAUAUUAACCGGACCACAGGUCUUGAAUUUUUAGUAACAGUUCGCUACUUGGAAAUAUACAUGGAGGACAUCAGAGAUUUGUUGAAAAUCAAAAACUCGAAAUCGUUGGAACUUCGGGAAAUCACCGGAAAAGGUGUAUGUGUGACACAUCUUCACUCACAAACGUGUCAAAGUGCCGACGAUAUGUUGCGAGCAAUGCGAGUGGGUAAUAAAAAUCGCACUAGCGGUGCAACGAAUAUGAAUGAACACAGUUCACGAUCGCAUGCGAUUUUUCAAAUUGUUAUCGAAAUGGCUGAAUUACAUUCGAAGAAAGUCAAAGUUGGUAAAUUGAAUCUAGUCGACUUGGCUGGUAGUGAAAGACAGUCGAAAACUGGAGCUACAGGUGAACGAUUUAAAGAAGCGACGAAAAUCAACAAGGCCUUGUCCAGUUUAGGCAACGUGAUUUAUGCAUUAGCUGAAAAUUCCCAACAUAUACCGUAUCGAGAUUCGAAAUUGACACGACUUUUACAGGAUUCUUUAGGUGGGAAUAGUAAAACUAUAAUGAUUGCGAAUAUUGGACCAGCUAAUUGUAAUUAUGAGGAGACUAUAAUUACGUUAAGAUAUGCUUAUCGGGCAAAAUCGAUCAAAAAUCAACCAAUUAAAAAUGAGGAUAUUAAAGAUGCGAAAUUGUUGGCUCUUCAGGAAGAAAUCGAGCGAUUGAAACGUUUGAUUGAAAUGAAAUCGAACGGUGGUGGUGAGGUAGACGACUCUGAAGUGGUUUUGGAGGAAAGCGAAACGUCGGAUGAUGAAGAUAGCAAAAAAGAUGAAAGUAAGAAAAAACUAGAAUUGGGUAAAAUGGAAGUGGAUGAAUUGGCUAAAAAGCUGGAAACGUUGGAAAAACAGAUGGUACAUGGAGGAAAAAAUAUCGUAGACAGUGUGAACGAAAACGAGGUUAGAUUGGAGCAACAAAAACUGGAAAUUGCCGCUAGAAAAAAACGUGAAAUCGAAAUGCAACAAAAAAUCGAACUGGAGGAAGAAACCUGCAUCGAAUUGAAGCAAGUUUUUGCAAGUCUUCAACAACAAGUCGAUUUUAAGAAAGACAAACUGAAACGACUCUACGCCAAGCUUCAAUCAAUUCGUCAAGAAAUUAAAGAUAAUCACAAGAUUUACAUGAACGAUCGGCGCGAAAUUGAAGAAGCAAACGAUGAAGCCUCCAUGCAAUUGAGGCAACGUUUUCUCAUCAUUGAUAAUUUUGUACCGCCUGAGGAACGUUCACGUUUGAUAAACUUGGCACAGUUUGAUGAAGAUAAAGAUAAUUGGGUGUUGAAAAAGGAAAAGAUUGAUGCAAUUACAAUGGAACGGCCUUUGGGGCAUUGUUAUCGAAGGCCUAUCUCUGAAUAUGCUAUUACAACGGGACAAGUUGUACCAAAAUAUCGUGGCGAAAAUGUGUUAGAUUUGAAAUUGGAUAUGCCGUUACGUAUCACACAAGAUUACGUCAGUCCAAAUAUUUGUCCGCAAAUUAAAGCCACCGUCACUAAUAUGAUUUUACACGACGUUGAAAACAAUGUCAUUGUUGUUAAAGCCUUGCCUCAUACGGUUAGUGCAAGAAACACUUCCAAGUUGGAACAUGAAGGCAAAUAUAAGCAGGCGACGAAAUUCGUUAUAGAUAUGCAGAAUUACAGGACUAAAAAAUCAAGUGAACCGGUCCAUUGAUUGAAUCUAGUCAGCUUUUAUUUUCGUACUAUCUAUCAUCUAUACUAGUCUUGUCCAUGUAGCUUAAUUUCGUUUCGUGAUAAUUUAGCUUUAUUGACAGUAUAAAAACAAUAAACAAAUAAAUAUAAACUUAUAAA